AUGGGAGCUGGUGGCAGUAAAAAAAUAAUUCCAAGCGGUCUCAAGCAUUGUACUUUAUGGAAAGCGGACCGCAGCCCUCCAUGCCGCGCCGUCAUGAUGACCCUCGACGCUAUGAACCUGAGUAUCACCGAAGUCGAUGUAAACAUGGACAAGGGAGAGCAUAGAUCUCCCGAGCUGACGAUACUCAAUCCGCUUCAAACUUUGCCCGUAUUCAAAGAUCGCGAGCUAGUAUUAAAUGACAGUCACGCCAUCUCCAUAUAUCUGGCCAAACGAUAUCACAAUACUGGUCGGCUCCUGCCCAAAGAUCCUGGAGGGAAUUCUCUUAUAGAACAACUGUUACACUUCGACAGUGGAAUUCUGUAUCCUCGAUACCGAGCAGCCGCGAAUCCGGUAUUAUACGAGAACUGUAACUUCGUGAUGCCGCAACACGUGUCUGACAUUGAAAGCGCUUAUUGUGACCUGGAACACAUGCUGGUGGGCAAAACAUGGUUGGGGGGCAACUGGCCAACACUCGGGGACAUUAGUAUCGUCGCCACUGUCAGUACCCUAAAUGUCCUUGUGCCCAUAGACCAAAACCGAUACCCGCGGUUGACGAGCUGGCUUCACCGCAUGUCUGAGGAGAUAUAUUAUAUUACUGCGAACAAAACGGGGCUUGGUGAAUUUUCUAGAAGAAUAGGCGAGUUAUCAGAAGUUAACUAA
Messenger RNA from Diatraea saccharalis (sugarcane borer), 699 nucleotides. The record is from the annotation of a GenBank genome assembly. Lineage: Eukaryota; Metazoa; Arthropoda; Insecta; Lepidoptera; Crambidae.